UCUUUGCUUUGACUUUGAUCUUGAUUUUGAUGACACUGACAGAAUUAUUAAUAGUUUCAAUUUGUUGUUGUUUGAAAAGUCGAUUAUUUAAAUGGGUUCCCAUAAAAUAAUUUCCCACUGUCCUUACGCAUUGUGAAGAUUUGGAAUUAUUACAGUAUUCGGAUGCGACGAUAUUAAAUAUAAUUUGAUAUUGAUUAGGUUACAGUGUAAACAUGGAUUUGCACGAGCCUGUUAUUUUAGGAAACAGGACAUUCGAUGAGUUGUCCCAAGAAGAAAAAAUGAGAUAUGAACAUCAAAAGAUGCAUGAGCAACACAAGGGACAUGAUAAGAUGCACGCUGAAAUGUUUGUUGUGCUAGUAAUUACUUUAAUAGUAGCUCAGUUUUUGUUGAUAGAAUGGAAGAAAAGACAUUAUCGAACAUAUUCGUUUGUUACACUAUUAGGUUUAUGGCUAGUACCAUUUUUUUAUUCCCUCAAAUACCACUUUUGGAGAUUUAUUUUCACAUGGUUACUGUUUACCUGUAUAUCAGGACUAAUAGCUAAAAAAGCAGUUGAAAAACCAAUUCAUAGGACAACACCAAGAUUGGUAUAUAAAUGGUUCCUAUUUCUGUAUAAACUUAGUUAUGUUCUUGGUCUCAUAGGUUACUUUGUAUUUCUGGCAACCUUUUUUGGACUGAAUAUUGUUUUUAAUUCGAAACCUAAUUUGUGGAUGGAAUGUGGAACUUUAUUUGUAUUUUAUGGAGUGUAUUAUGGUGUUUUGGGCAGAGACAUAUCUGAGAUAUGUGCUGAUAAAAUGGCUUCUCAUAUUGGGUAUUACACAGAUCAAGGAAUACCUACAAGACACUUAGACCCCAAUGUAUGUGCAGUUUGUGGUAACAAAUUGCUUGUACCUGAAAAUGAAGAAGGAAUCAUAGAAAAUACUUAUAAACUGAGUUGUGAACAUGUCUUUCAUGAAUUUUGUAUCAGAGGUUGGUGCAUUGUAGGUAAGAAGCAAACCUGCCCAUACUGCAAGGAGAAAGUGGAUCUGAAAAAAAUGUUCUGUAAUCCUUGGGAGAAACCUCAUGUUCUGUAUGGGCAGCUUUUAGAUUGGAUAAGAUGGUUGUUGGCAUGGCAGCCAAUGAUCAUUUUCAUAGUGCAAGGAAUAAAUUGGGUGUUGGGAUUGGAGUGAAACAUUUGAUAUUUGCGUACUAUUUUUUAUGUGUAUUCAUGCACUAAUUCCAUCUGGAUUGUUGGAUAGUUAUUUAUGAAAUUUAAUAUUGUUGUGUUUUCUUUGAUCUCAAUAAAUAUAUAGUACAUUCUCA
This is a messenger RNA of Coccinella septempunctata (seven-spotted ladybird), 1299 nucleotides long. Its product is annotated as RING finger protein 121. Gene Ontology annotation, cellular component: endoplasmic reticulum membrane; Golgi membrane. Gene Ontology annotation, molecular function: metal ion binding; ubiquitin protein ligase activity. NCBI's taxonomy places the organism in Eukaryota, Metazoa, Arthropoda, Insecta, Coleoptera, Coccinellidae. The record is from RefSeq and is a predicted model, not a curated record. Bases 213 to 1166 code for a protein of 317 amino acids. The transcript has 7 exons.